CAUAGACGCGCGAACGCGAAAGCGUGCGUGCGCGCAUGCACUAGAGGUGGGAGUGGAUGCUCGUGUAGCUGCUGGAAGCCAGGAUGGGAUAAUCCUGGCUCCGGGCGUUGAUGCAGCUGCCGUUGCUGGAUACGGAGUGGACUCGGGGCGCAGGGUGGGUCUAGUUCCCGACUGGAGCUGUGUGGACCCCGUGUCGAUGUUGUCAAGCGUUCCGAGAAAGACGAGGGCGAUGGCCGUGAGAGGAGUUGGUGCAGCUCUUUGAAACGUCCAGGCAAAAGAAAUCGACCGUCUUCUCCCAUGGAGGACAGGAUUCACCGGCAUUAAUCUGAAGCGCAGAACCGGUGUGGAAUAACUUAGGAAAGGAGGGAGAGAGGAUACCGGGGCACUCCGUAGAGGAUAUCAGGGAAACCCUUCAUUCAUUUUCUUUAUGGUUUCUUUAAACUGGGAUACAGCUAGAGACGCAAGUGAAGGAACGGAUCACUUUUGCAUCGGUAAUUAGGAGAAGACUGCCUCCUUGGAUCGAGCGGCAGCCGCAUCCGACCUACCGUGGGGGGUGGGGGGAGAUCAGGAUACUUGGAUGGAGAGGGCGCAGUGAAGGCUAGCGGCUUGCCGUGUGUAGGAGGGGACGGAGGGAGACCGGGCAGUUUGAAGGGACGGGGAGCCAGGAGCGGCGGCGGCGGCUCCAUGAGCGGCUCCUGCCGGGACAGAGCGCCCAGAGCCCAGCCGGAGCGUCUCCACCGCCGCGGGUAGAACCCCGGGCAACAGGACGGCGGCCAGUUUGGAAGUUUUGAUGCAUAUGAUCACAACCACCAUGAUUUUUAUGAUUCUUGGUGCUUCAGUUGUAAUGGCGAUAGCCUGUUUAAUGGACAUGAACGCACUACUGGAUCGCUUUCACAACUACAUCUUACCGCAUCUACGAGGGGAGGACCGCGUCUGUCAUUGCAACUGUGGAAGGCAUCAUGUCCACUAUGUAAUCCCAUACGAUGGGGACCAUUCCUUGGUGGACUCUUCAGAGAACUACUUUGUGAGUGACAGUGUGACCAAGCAGGAGAUGGACUUAAUGCUGGGACUGCUACUGGGCUUCUGCAUCAGCUGGCUGCUGCUGUGGCUGGAUGGAGUCCUACACUGUGCCGUCAGGGCCUGGAGGGCGAGCCGAUACUACGAUACUCCAUCCUGGUCAUGGCUGCCCCAGUUCUGCAACCUUCGAGACCUCCGUCGCCGAGCCCAGCUCAGACAGCUGGAAGACUCCAGCGGCAACAUGGUCCACAUCAAGCAGAAGCUCUACCACAACGGCCACCCAAGUCCCCGCCACCUCUGACUCUAAAGCAAAACAACAAAAAAGAAUAAACUAAACAAAAAUAAUAUAGACGACCCCUGCCCCUCCCCUUGUACCCCUCUUCUCCUCCCUUCCAAAACACCUCUGACCCUUCCCAGCUGCCCCAAGGCCAACUGUUGCCUCAGAGACCCUGAAAAACUGCCCUCCCACUAUUCAUAACAUGGCCCUCCAAAACCCCAAUGACAGGACUUUCUUUUAACUAAAACCAGUCCCUGUCAGCACCUAAAAAAAUUAAUUUAUCAAUUAAUUAAUAAAAAGAAGUCCCAAAAUGGAGCAAGAUGACGAUUAUUUGUUGCCACUAAAAUCUUGUCUUAUGUCCAUGUCCACCAUUGUGGGAGGAAGAAGAAAAAAAAAACAUUUUUAAGGGUGUUUUUUUCUGUAUAGAGACAUUUUCUGUGUUCAUUGUUAAACUUGGCAUGCUCUUUUAGAACAGGGUAAGAUGUGGGUAGUGUAUGGAACGGGGCGGCAAGACAGGUGUCAUUAUAUAUAUAUAUAUACACAUAUAUAUAUAUAUAUAAUAUAAUUUUUUUUUCUCUAUUGGGUGGGACCAGGAUUUUGUUGGCACAGGGUAGGGUGAGUGAGACUGGCGGGUGGGUGGGUUUUUGUGACGGUUAGAAUGCUGCUUCUGUAAAUAGUUAGAAAAACAGGCAAGUGGGAUCUGACAGUGUUUAAAAAGGGGGGGGGGUGUCGGGGGGUUCUGUGUGAGUCUUUCAUCAGUAGAAAAAUGAAUGAUGGGACUGUGGGUAAAGUUUGUAGGAAUGGGAAAAGCAAGACGAGACUGUUUGGAAAACUGGAUGUGAAACCAUGUGAUUUCUGCUAAAAACAUACACACACACACACACACACACACACACACACACACACAUAUAUUAAUUAGCUUUGUUACUUAGUGAAUUAACUGAAUGUAUUAAUUUUUCCUGUAAAUAUGUGAGGGAGAGGGGAGCGAGCAUGGUUGUGAUCCGGGUUCUCUUUGCUACAUUAUUGUUGUUUAGUAGACACUGGAGGAGAAAUAAAUGCCAGCCAAGAUGAGUCAGUUCAACACAGUUACGCACACAUUUACACACACACACACACACACACACACACACACACACACACACGCACACACGCCUGCCCAUGUUCCCCUCACUGUGGGGAGCACAGUUCAAUUUUCUUUAUCCAAUUCCCUCUCACUUAUCAGGAGCAACCAGCCUAUCAGCAGAGGGAACCCUCACCCAGCCCCCCCUCCCCUCACCCUCUCUGUCCAGACAUUGCUGUUGUGAGGAUGAAAUGUCUGUUUUAUUAAAAGUGCCAUUGAAGCACAACAGUGA
Oreochromis niloticus (Nile tilapia) is the source of this 2646-nucleotide messenger RNA. It is a transcript of the gene tmem240a, whose product is annotated as transmembrane protein 240a. Bases 791 to 1318 code for a protein of 175 amino acids. The transcript has 4 exons. The record is from RefSeq and is a predicted model, not a curated record. Lineage: Eukaryota; Metazoa; Chordata; Actinopteri; Cichliformes; Cichlidae.